CGAGUCGAGCGGCGAUAACUUGGAGCCGUAGGCAGGAGGCAGUCCACCUCCGUAAACCGCUAUGAGUAGUCACGUAGUGAAGUUGCGUGGGCUUGGGAGACUUCGCGGUGUAGUGGAAAAGAAUGUUGACGGUGGUAGUUACUUGGCAUUCAAAGGGGUUCCUUACGCUGAGCCCCCCAUCGGGAGACUCAGAUUUUCCGAUCCGGUCCCUGUAAAAUCAUGGUCCGGAAUCCGGGAUGCCUCGAAUUACGGGGCCCGGUGUGCGCAGUACGAUUUUAUAAACAAAACAAUUAUCGGCGGCGACGAUUGCCUCUACCUGAACGUCUACCUGCCUUCAAACGAGGAGAGACCCAAGCGAGGUCUACCGGUCAUGGUGUGGAUACACGGAGGCGGGUUCGUAAACGGUUCAGCGGACAAUUUUAUUUACGGACCAGAUUAUAUAAUCAAGAAGAACGUUAUCGUAGUGACGAUUAACUACCGACUCGGCGUUCUCGGUUUUCUCAACUUGGAGCAUAAAGUGGCAUCUGGUAAUCAAGGGCUGAAGGAUCAAGUGUUGGCGUUACAAUGGAUUCAAGAACAUGUGGAGGCUUUUGGAGGGGACAAAAAUAACGUGACGAUUUUUGGUGAAAGUGCGGGAGCUGCUGCCGUUCAUUAUCUGGCCAUCUCUCCGCUGACAGAAGGAUUGUUUCACAAAGCCAUUGCUCAGAGUGGGACUAUUUUCAACCCGUGGGCUAGCGUCCUCCGGAAUUCAAAAAAGAUUGCUAUCAGAUUGCUAGAGUACCUAGGAAAGCCAUUUCAGGGGGAACAGGAAACGGUCGAGUUUCUGAAGACGGUGGACUGUAAAAAGCUGAUCGAGGCGCAGACAAAGAUUCAGACGAAACAGGAGCGUGCUCAGAUGGUAUUCUUGUUUGGACCUACCAUAGACAACGUUGCCGAGGUACCAUUUAUUCCCGACUUCGUAUCUUCUCCCGACAAGGGAGUUGUUAAAGUUCCUCUCAUUGUGGGUUACACAGACCGCGAAGGAAUUUUGUGUUUCGAUGCAUUGAACGAAAAGUCUAGCGCACAUAUGAACGCCGACUUCGGCUGGAUCGUACAUCCCCAAGUUUUGGCAGCCAUGAAGCGAAACGCGAAAUUAACACCCCUGAAUAUAAAGCUGGCUUACUUCGGUGACGGACCGAUCGAUCCAAAAACAAGCGUAAUAAAUUUCGUCAAGUUCUACGGUGAUAUGCAAUUUGUGAACGGGGUCCAUGACUUGAUAAAAAUACAAGUCAGGAGGAACGAGCAACCAACUUACCUGUACAGAUUUUCAUUCGACAAUGGCUUUUCGCCGUUGAAAACGUUGUUAAAUGCGUCGCACAUUCCUGGCGCUUGUCACGGGGACGAAUUAGCCUACUUGUUUUAUUCCCACGGACUAACCAAGUUCGGUGUUGAACCACCGAAGGCAGGAUCGAAGGAACGAGUGCUUAUCGAACGGUUAACACAAAUGUGGACGGACUUUGCUAAGACCGGAAUUCCUGUACCAGCCGAAACCGAAUUAGUGAAAAUUAGCUGGAAGCCUGUACAGAAAGGCAACGAAUUGCAUUACUUGGAUAUCAGCGACGAGCUCAGGCCAGCUCUGAACCCCGAUGCUGCUGAACGAUUGAUAUGGAAUAAACUACCGAACAAAUUAUGAUAUCCCAAUUAUUUUGUGAAAUGUCGAAAUUGAAUGUGAUUUUAUAGCGCAAAUCUCCUAAAUUGAUGAAACCAAGUAAAGAAGAAUACACACGGUAGAUCCGGUGUACGAUUGCACGGUUACAAUGGGUCCUCUGGAAUCACAGGAGAAGAAUCCAGAAAAUAUUAUGGAAAGUUUGCUUUAUCGACUACAUAUUGAAUAAAAAUCAUUGUUAUGAAAAAAAAAUUGCUAGGUCAUUUUAGAGAAUAAAACGAGGAAUCGAGGUCAA
Messenger RNA from Neodiprion fabricii, 1940 nucleotides. Its product is annotated as esterase FE4-like. The transcript has 8 exons. Bases 62 to 1672 code for a protein of 536 amino acids. Lineage: Eukaryota; Metazoa; Arthropoda; Insecta; Hymenoptera; Diprionidae. The record is from RefSeq and is a predicted model, not a curated record.